CAGCUUUAACAGUGAAUGUUUUUGUUUAAUUCUAGGGGAAAAUUUGCAGUGGUGAGGAAAUGUAUAGAGAAAGAUUCUGGCAAAGAAUUUGCAGCAAAGUUCAUGAGAAAAAGAAGAAAAGGCCAAGAUUGUCGGAUGGAAAUAAUUCAUGAGAUUGCUGUACUUGAACUAGCACAGGACAGUCCGUGGGUCAUUAAUUUACAUGAAGUCUAUGAAACUCCAUCAGAAAUGAUCUUAGUUCUGGAAUAUGCUGCUGGGGGUGAAAUCUUUGACCAGUGUGUUGCAGACAGAGAAGAAGCCUUUAAAGAAAAAGAUGUUCAGAGACUCAUGAGGCAGAUUUUAGAAGGUGUUCGCUUUUUACAUGCUCAUGAUGUAGUUCAUCUUGAUUUGAAGCCUCAGAAUAUUCUGCUGACAAGUGAAUCUCCACUGGGUGACAUUAAGAUAGUUGAUUUUGGUCUUUCAAGAAUAAUGAAGAAUAGUGAAGAGCUCCGAGAAAUUAUGGGUACUCCUGAGUAUGUGGCUCCUGAAAUUCUUAGUUAUGAUCCAAUCAGCAUGGCAACAGAUAUGUGGAGCAUUGGAGUGUUAACAUACGUCAUGCUUACAGGAAUAUCACCUUUCUUAGGUGACAAUAAACAAGAAACCUUCCUGAACAUCUCCCAGAUGAAUUUAAGUUAUUCUGAGGAAGAAUUUGAUGUUGUGUCUGAGUCAGCUGUUGACUUCAUCAAGACACUUUUAGUUAAAAAACCUGAAGACCGAGCCACCGCUGAAGAAUGCCUAAAACAUCCGUGGUUGACACAGAGCGGUAGUCAGGAUCCUUCUGUCAAGGGGAGAGGGGCAUCAGAAGAAGCAGAUUCCCUUCAAGAAGGUGAUUCUGUGCCUGAAGUUAAUUCAGAUGCUCAGAAACCAGACACUGAGGAGUCAGCUGUAACAGAGGAGCUAAUUGUGGUUGCUUCAUAUACUCUAGGACAAUGCAGACAGUCUGAAAAAGAGAAAAUGGAGCAGAAGGCCAUUUCCAAACGAUUUAAAUUUGAGGAACCUUUGCUGCAAGAAAUUCCAGGAGAAUUUAUCUACUGAGCAGAAUUUCCCUUUAGAACUUUAAGAUUUCUACUUUGAAAACAUGAAUAUUAUUUAUGGACUUCUGGCCCAAAUGGUACGUGUACUGAAAGUGGAUAAGCAGGUAUCACUGAUAUAAACUAAAAUAACUUGGUUGGACUUGUGGAGUUGGAUACAUCAAGCCAGAUUUAUAGAGUUGCCAACGAAGAGGUUUAACGGGUAAAGUUAUGUUUCAAUGUUAUUUUCAAGAAAGGAGAUGUUUGAACCUUUUAUUUCUACAUCCUGUUUCUCCAGAAUGAGAAUUUGUAUGCAACAAUAUCUGUAUUUGCUUUCUUUAAAAAUCCAAGUAAAAGUGCCAAAAUUAACAUUUUUGUAAAUCUGUUUUGCAUUAUUCAUAUGUGUAUCUAUAUCUGCAUAUAUGUAUGUUGAUAUCUUUACUAAAAUUGAUACUUUUUCACUUUGGAUUUUUUGGGGGCAGUAAGAUUUUAAUUUAAACAGAUAUC
This is a messenger RNA of Ceratotherium simum simum (southern white rhinoceros), 1556 nucleotides long. Lineage: Eukaryota; Metazoa; Chordata; Mammalia; Perissodactyla; Rhinocerotidae. The record is from RefSeq and is a predicted model, not a curated record.